Molecule: messenger RNA, 1673 nt
Organism: Dicrocoelium dendriticum
Lineage: Eukaryota; Metazoa; Platyhelminthes; Trematoda; Plagiorchiida; Dicrocoeliidae
Source: the annotation of a GenBank genome assembly
GGUUUCCUGCCCACAUUCGGACCGUCGUGGCUCAACUUGUACGGCACACCGCGCAUAUACACUUACGCACAAAUGCUCAGACCGGAGGAAGAGCUAAACAUGGGUCUUGGGGAGGGGGUUGCAUAUCGAGGGCGACUGCUGAUCUCCAUACAGGCAAAAGAAGACGAAACCAUUGAACGCGUCGGAACUGCAAUCGAAGUUGCUACCCCUGUUUCCGAAACAGUCGCUGGUAAACGUAAUGUCUACUUCCUAUUCGCGUCUAUCUUUGAUGCGACAGUCAUUGAUCGGAAAAUAGGAUCAAAGAACAAGCCCAUAUACUUCGAACUCAGUAUGGGGUUAUUUGGAAAUAAACUGGACGGCAAACGUGGCGGUGUCGAUGAAUUUCCAGUUGCAGUCACUAAAGAAUCUGACAAAAGGGAGCGAGUGGACUGGAACCAAAGUACCGUCAAACCCAUGCUGGCCCGAACCGAUGAUAAAGAAUACUACUUCAUCGACUACGGUCCAAUAAAACCGUGUGUAUAUUUUGUCAGUUAUUUCGAGGACCAUCGAUCUCGGAUGUGCCAUCCAAAUAUUGUGGAGAAGCUUUAUAACUACGUGGAUUGGGGGAUGAAGCGCGUCCGAUUUUUAGUAUUGCGUCACCAAGAACGGAACGCAAGGCAAUUCUUUCGUCAAUUCUUGCGUCGUCUGAGCAGCCAUAUCACUGCUGUGCUUCAAGAUGUCGAGGGAUGCAGGGGAACUGCGAUGCGCACACGGCUAGAUGUGCAAUAUACUCGCCGAAUUUGUCGUGAUUUGCGGCGUAUCUCUGUUGAAGCGAUUCGAAUAAGUACCAUACACAAACGGGAUAUGGGCGCACGGAUGCGCGAAAUGAACGCCAUUCAAAAACGGAUAGCGGAAUUGGUUACUUGUCCACAGGACGCGCUUCCUGACUUAUUCAUUUCCAUGAUACAAGAUGGCCAACGUGUUGGCUUUGCCAGGAUUCCUGCACGUGAUAUCUACUACUCUGUCGUGGACUCUGAACGUGGAAAAUGGAACGGACAGUUGGCGACCAUUUACAUCCGAAAACAAGGCCGAGAAGGCGUGGGUGAAAAGGGAUGGAAGAUUCAAUGUCAACUGCAGAUCUACCUCUGGCUCAGCCUCAUGAAGGACUUUCCAAUAUACAAGUCUGGAAUACCGGGUGGCGUGAAUCCCGAAUGCUUAAGCGGAGUAAAGCCACCGGACGAACUAGUAUACCAAUCUCGGAGUCGCUUUGAGCUAAGAUGUUAUAUUUUCCUAGCUCGUCACCUGCUGGCCUCGGACAAAAGUGGUCUGUCUGAUCCAUUGGCCAGAAUCCUGAUCAAGGAGCACGUACUCCAGACACAACCCCUAAUUCAGACAAUGAGUCCAAUGUGGGAUGUGAUGUUGCACAAACAAAUAAUCUUUUUCCACGACGCAGAGUCGGUAAAGCGUACACAGCAGCAAGUUGUGGUGGAAAUUUUUGACAUCGACCCCGGGACUGGGACACUGAAUGAGCUGGAAUUUUUGGGACGCUGCUUCUGCGAGGUACAGGUUGCAAUCGAUGGUGACAGAUACACACCCCCGCGAUUGCAAUGGUGGCCCAUCUAUCGAGGACAAACUCCCGCAGGGGAUUUGUUAGCCGCUUUCGACUUGAUACAGGUAAACUGCUCAUUUUGAAC